UCGGCUAGCUUUUCUCCCCGGGCGCUCAGAAGUGGCAGAAGCAAAUAAAAGGAGCAAAUGACACUGUGAUUCCUCAUCUCACGUUGGAAUAGUCCGGAUACGUCUUCAAGCAGCAAAGAGCGAAGACGUCCAGGCGGGGUGGGUGGGUUUGGGGACGUAGUGGUUCUGCUGGCCUCUCUGUAAGAGCCACCACAGGUAAGCCAAUGACGAAGAGAGACAUGCAGGGAAGUCCUUGAGACAGGCAGCAAGGAGUUAAACACAGAUUUAUGGAUAUGGAAGGGGGAAAAAAAACCACCCGCCUCACAAGAGAUGGGAGUCUGGACCGUACUCUCUUCCAUGGCCGCUGUUUGAUUUCUCCAGAGCUCAGGUGCAGUAAAACCUGCCCACCGCAGAGCGCUGCUGAACCUUGACCCUCAGAGAGUGAUAACAGCUCUGUCUGUCAGUCGAUGAAAAGACAGUUUCUGGUGGAUUUAACCAGUCAACCUGUUGUCUAACAUCUCUUGUUAGCGAGAGGAGUGGUCUUGAUAAGAGCAGGCUGCACUCAUAUUGGUCCACUUGGAGGCAGAGCAGUCCCGGACAGUGCUUCGGACCUCUAAUCCAGAAACCACCAACAAUCUCCAGAAGAUCUUCACAAAGCAUUUUGAAAGUGUUUCUCUCCCAAACUGGACAGAAGCAUCAUGUUGAGUAAAGACCUUCCAGACAUCGAGAGCAUCCUGGCUCUGAAUCCCAGGGUGAAAACUCAUGCUCAGAUCAUGUCCACUGCAAACAAGAAGAGAGAAAAGAAACACUGGAAGCGAAACCCUGACAGGAACUGCGAUUCUUGUGUGAAGUUAGAGAACAACUUUGACGAUAUCAAACACACAACGCUGAGCGAGCGCGGAGCUCUACGAGAGGCACUGAGGUGUCUAAAAUGUGCCGAUGCUCCCUGUCAGAAGAGCUGCCCGACUAACCUGGACAUCAAGUCAUUUAUUACAAGUAUCUCUAAUAAGAACUACUAUGGGGCAGCGCGGGCCAUCCUAUCUGACAACCCGCUGGGUUUGACCUGUGGAAUGGUUUGUCCCACAUCAGAUCUGUGUGUAGGAGGCUGCAACCUGUAUGCUUCUGAGGAAGGACCCAUUAACAUCGGGGGAUUACAGCAGUUUGCUACCGAGGUGUUUAGUAAGAUGGGCAUUGCUCAGAUCAGGAAUCCUGAACUCCCACCAUCCAAUGAGAUGCCAGAGUCUUACCACAGCCCUAUUGCUCUGAUUGGCUGUGGCCCAGCGUCCAUCAGCUGUGCUUCCUUUCUUGCCCGUCUUGGAUAUAGUAACAUUACUAUAUUUGAGAGACAGAGGUACAUUGGAGGGCUGAGCACAUCAGAAAUCCCCCAGUUCCGGCUUCCCUAUGAGGUUGUCCAGUUUGAAAUAGACCUGAUGAAGGAUCUGGGAGUCAAGGUGGUGAUUGAGAAGGGUCUAGGUGUGAACGGAAUGACUCUGACGUCCCUGAAGGAGGAAGGAUUUAAGGCAGUCUUUAUUGGGAUUGGUCUCCCCCAGGCCAACAGAGCUAAAAUCUUCCAGGAUUUAACCAUGGAUCAAGGCUUCUUCACUUCCAAAGACUUUCUGCCCAUGGUGGCCUCAACCAGCAAGAAAGGUAUGUGUCAGUGUCGCUCUUCUCUGCCAGACUUAAGAGGCGUAGUGAUAGUUUUGGGGGCUGGAGACACUGCGUUUGACUGCGCCACCUCAGCUCUUCGCUGUGGAGCCAAGAGAGUGUAUGUCUGCUUCAGGAAGGGAUUCACUAACAUCAGGGCUGUUCCUGAAGAGGUGGAGCUGGCUAAGGAAGAGCAGUGUGAGUUCCUGCCCUACCUGUCUCCCCGUGAGGUCAUCAUGAAGAACGGACGGGUUGCCGGGUUACAGUUCUGUCGCACCGAGCAGACUGAGGAAGGCGAUUGGCUGGAAGAUGAGGACCAAAUUGUCAGGCUGAAGGCUGAUUACAUCAUCAGUGCCUUUGGCUCCAUGUUGAACGAGCAGCAAGUGACUGUGGCCAUGGCUCCUGUGAAGAUGACCCGCUGGGGUACUCCAGAGGUGAACACAAACACCAUGCAGACCAGUGAGCCCUGGGUGUUUGCAGGAGGAGACAUCGCUGGUUUGGCAAACACCACAGUGGAAUCAGUGAACGAUGGCAAACAGGCCUCAUGGCAUAUUCACAGAUACAUCCAGUCCCUGCAUGGACAGACAUUGGACCCAGUCCCAAAGCUUCCAUUGUUCUACAGUGCUAUAGAUCAGGUGGACAUCAGUGUCGAGGUUUGUGGAAUAAAGUUUCCCAACCCGUUUGGCCUGGCCUCUGCUCCUCCUACCACCAGCACAGCCAUGAUCAGAAGAGCCUUUGAGCAAGGAUGGGGUUUCGCUCUGACCAAGACAUUUGGACUGGAUAAGGACCUGGUAACCAAUGUGUCUCCUCGAAUUGUGCGUGGCACCACCUCAGGUCAUUUAUAUGGACCAGGCCAGGGCUCCUUCCUCAACAUUGAGCUCAUCAGUGAGAAGACAGCAGCCUACUGGUGUCAGUCAGUCGCUGAGCUGAAGAAGGACUUCCCCAACAAUGUGGUGAUUUCCAGUAUAAUGUGUGGUUACAACAAGGAAGACUGGACAGAAUUAGCCAAGAUGGCAGAGAAAUCAGGAGCAGAUGCCCUGGAGCUGAACCUGUCUUGCCCUCAUGGGAUGGGAGAGAGAGGCAUGGGACUGGCCUGUGGACAGGACCCAGUGCUUGUGCGUAACAUCUGUUGCUGGGUGCGUGCAGCCAUUUCCAUUCCAUUCUUUGCCAAACUGACACCAAACGUUACCAAUAUUGUUGACAUUGCCAAGGCUGCUCAUGAAGGCAGAGCAGAUGGAGUCACAGCCACCAACACAGUCUCAGGUAUGAUGGGACUGAAGUCAGAUGGCUCCCCCUGGCCAAGUGUUGGAAUGGAAAAACGCACCACGUAUGGAGGGGUGUCCGGUAAUGCCAUCAGACCCAUCGCUCUCAGAGCAGUGUCGGCCAUCGCCAAUGCAAUUCCUGGUUUCCCUAUUCUGGCCACUGGGGGUAUUGACUCAGCAGAGACUGGACUACAGUUUCUCCACGCUGGGGCCUCAGUGUUACAGGUGUGCAGUGCAGUUCAGAACCAGGAUUUCACAGUUAUUGAGGAUUACUGUGUAGGUCUGAAGACGUUGUUGUACCUCAAGAGCCUGGAGCUGAAAGACUGGGACGGUCAGUCUCCUCAGACAGAGAGACAUCAAAAAGGAAAACCAGUUCCCAGACUAGAGGACGCGGUCGGAAAGAGCCUCCCCAGCUUUGGUCCAUACCUCCAGCAGAAGAAAGAAGCCAUCGCAGAGUACAAGAAACAGCUCAGAGGUGCUGGUAAAACUGAUGUGAUGGAAACCAACAUCCCUCGCAUUCGUGCACCCAAAAAACCUGUUCCUGCUGUCAAGGAUGUCAUAGCCAGAGCACUGCGCCACAUUGGAUCAUACCAGGAACUCAACAACAUGGAGCAGGUCCAGGCUUUGAUAGAUGAAGAGAUGUGUAUCAACUGUGGUAAAUGUUACAUGACCUGCAAUGACUCUGGAUACCAGGCCAUAAAGUUCAACCCAGAGACCCACUUUCCCUCAGUGAUUGACAGCUGUACGGGUUGCACUCUGUGCCUCAGCGUCUGUCCAAUCAUAGACUGCAUCAAGAUGGUUACCAGGACAACGGCCUAUAAACCCAAGAGGGGUGUACCCAUUAGUCCUGUCUGCUAAAAGGAAAGACUUUCUUCUUUCAAAACUUUCUAUGUAGUGGCGUGCCAUCAGGACAAGAAAGGCAAGCAGCGCUUGAACAGUUAAACCUAAAAAUAGACAUCAAUUAGAACGAUAUUGAAGUGGAAGCGAUAAAGGAUCUGAUAUUGCCUGUUUGCAUUCAUCUUGUAAUUUACUGCCCUCUUGUGGCCGCAGUAGGCUAUUGUCUCUGGAAGCUAGCUUCAUUGCCGGCUGUUGAAUCUAUGGCUUUGUUCAGACUGUCGACAGAUCCGAUUUGUUUCUCAAAUCAGAUCUUUAGGACAGACUGUCCGCACUGUUAUUUGCAAGUGAUCAGAUUGGAUUUGUGUGUCCAGACAUCAACAACCUAUCUGCAUGGGUUGCUGUGGUAACGACGUAGGCGUCGUCAUGCUGGUGACAUGGCUUUUCGACGUGGAAGCAUGAGAAAUGGAGGUCCAUCAUCUUCUCGUCCAAACAAUCGCGCCGUCAAGUUGUCCUCCAUAGCACUAACAAACUGUACUCUCUGAUAGCGCUCUGCUAGUAGCAGCAUGGACUCUGUUCAAUCAGUCACCCUGGAUUUAACAUCGUCAUUGUAUGUCACGUUGCAAGUGACGCAAGAGACACUUUGGAAUCCGAUUUGAGCAGUCAGAGCAUCUGGACUGGGAUGCAUCUGUCGAGAUCUGACUGGAAUCGCAUUUCAAACCACCUCCAAAUGUGGUUUGCAAAAAUCACAUUUCAUGUGGUUUUUCACUGUCCAGACUUUCUAAAAGUGAUCAGGAUACAAAGUGGAUAUGCCCAAAAACUGAUUUGGGGCUGGCAGUCUGAACAAGGCCUCAAAUUUCUGUCAUUUUUGUGGGCGUGUCAUUUAAAAAGGCUGGGGCUUGUCAAGCAGGGGGGGAGCAAUUUUUUGGACAUUUGCACAUGUGCAUUGUGGAUAAUUCUGGGAUCUGACAGGUGACUGGCUAUAGCUAGCUGCAUACAACUGUGCUUUACCAUUGGGGUUUUACUUUGUUCUUCAGCUCUGCUUGUCUCCCUGUAAAAGUCACCGCACGCCACUAUUUCUACCAUUUUAAUAAUGGAGAUCAGAUAUUAUAAAUUUCGGUUUUACAACUAAUUAAUCUGCCAUGUGAAGUUUGAGACCUUUUUUCCUGGUAAUGCAAGUUAUUUGGAUGGUAUAAAAAGUUAAAAAAUUAUUGAAUAAUGACGUCCAAUAUGUUUAUCUUCUUGAUAGAAAAAGGAGAGUGUGAGUUUAUGGUAAAUUUUAAGAAAUACUAGCACCAAUAAUACCACUGUAGUUCUGACUCAAAUUAUGUUAUAAGUUGUGAAUUCUGCUUUGUUGUAAUAUUUGUUAAAUGAAUUAAUGUAAUAGGAAAUGCAUCGUUGAUACAGUAUAGUCUAUGAUUUAAAAAAAGGUUUUCUGAUGCAGCCAACCAUCUGAGCCGUGGAGCACAAACCAACACGAUUCUUGUAGGCAUCAAACACAAGUAGGAGAAAGAGUUCAGUAGUAGGACAUAUCUAAGGUUUCAUAGGGACAAGUUUUAUUCUGUCAUAAAACAACCCACACUUUUUCAUAUAUUCAUCUGAAAUAUGCAGAAACAUAAAACAAAUUAUAAACAGCAUAGAAAGCAAAGAGUUAUGCAUAAGAUUGAAGCAUGGCACAGGAUUGAAACACCAGAGGUUAAAAUAACUUCUUUCAAUAUUCAUGAUAACAACACAGACUGCUGAUCCUGCUCCAUAGGCAUUUACUCUAUACAUGACCUGCUACCAGAUACUGAAAGCUGUUGGGAAUGUUUAACCAUUGUAGUGAUCUGAAAUGCCCUGUACUUAUAUAGGCUCUAAGAUUAAAGUCAAAGAUAUAAUGAAUAAAAUUACUUUGUACAAUCUAACAUUAAGGAACAUUAUUUUUUUAUUUAAAAAAUGUAAAAAAAAAAUGUAAAAAAAGUUGGACUCCAUUGGAAGUCACAUCAAGAAAAUUUAGUUUCAGCAGGUUUACUAUGUACUAUUUCUUUUGUAUGGUUUGUCACAUGUCUCAGUCAUCGUGGAUCAAACUGUGAGGAAACUCAGACUUUCCAAAUUGAGCUGACGGUCUGAAGGAUGUACACAAGUUACAGACAGUGGUGGAAGAAGUAUUCAGACAUUCUUUAUAUUAGAUUUAUUAGCAAAAUGUAGAUAAGUAUUCAAAGUAAAAGUAAUCAUUCCACAGAAUGUGUG
Molecule: messenger RNA, 5948 nt
Organism: Xiphias gladius (swordfish)
Lineage: Eukaryota; Metazoa; Chordata; Actinopteri; Istiophoriformes; Xiphiidae
Gene: dpydb
Product: dihydropyrimidine dehydrogenase b
Exons: 26
Coding region: 678-3743 (1021 amino acids)
Biological process (GO): thymine catabolic process; uracil catabolic process
Cellular component (GO): cytosol; cytoplasm
Molecular function (GO): dihydropyrimidine dehydrogenase (NADP+) activity; iron-sulfur cluster binding; NADP binding
Source: RefSeq, a predicted model, not a curated record